Messenger RNA from Sporothrix schenckii 1099-18, 447 nucleotides. RefSeq lists its product as uncharacterized. The record is from RefSeq and is a predicted model, not a curated record. NCBI's taxonomy places the organism in Eukaryota, Fungi, Ascomycota, Sordariomycetes, Ophiostomatales, Ophiostomataceae. Bases 1 to 447 code for a protein of 148 amino acids. The transcript has 2 exons.
AUGCUGUUAACUCUUGACGGCCGUGUUCUUCGUCCUCGUUGGAGGUCGUCUAUGGUGACCGGCACGGCAAUGUCGCAGGAUACGGCUACGCGCGACUUCGAUGCGGAGCCACAGGGUCCUGCGGCGGCACGCCAAGAUUCGACCAAGACGCGCUUGGAUCUUGCUGGCGCCGUCGAAGAAGGAAACAUGAGCGACGUUCGCAACAUCGUUACCCGCGAGCUUGGUGACAGAGACGCCGACACCGCGUCAACGACGGUGACAUGGGCUACCGUCUCAUCCGCCAGGCUGCCGUACCUACCGGUGCGCCGCCAACGGCGCCGAACAGUGGCCUGCGCAUCCGUCGUAUACUCGACCGUGGCGCCGUCGGAAAAUGAGCACAUCAGCAAGGCUAUCGUUGACGUGCACAUCCAGCGUGACAGUACCAAAGGUAACCAGAUUGUUGCCUAA